CACUUUGAAACAAACUGAGCAACCCCACUUUGCUCCAAUAGACGGAAACAACCUCUGUCUGUAUAAUCUUCAAGUUCUUACCUCUCCCUUUCACCCAGCUCACAAGAUCAAAUUGCAUUUCUUUCAUGAUUUUCUAGUCCUCUAGCUCCUUGAUCUGGUGAAAAAGAAAGAAAGAGAAAAGUAGGGGAGAGAUCUUCUCUUUUAUGCCUGGAGGGUUAAACUAACCUCAACCCCGUUUUGGAAAAAAAAAAAAAAAACAAAAAAACCAAAAAGCCUUUCCAAGAACUUUCUACAGGAACUUUGCUGAAGUUAUCACGAAGAUGAAGAACGGGAACAUGCUUGUGGUUGCCAUUUUCUUAUUGCUUAGCCAUGCCCCUUGGUCUCUGGAUGCUAACUCUGAAGAUGAGGAAGAACAUGGAGAUGUUUUAGAGAUGUAUUUACCACCACCAAAACUUCUACGUUCAAUUUGUGCCUACAAAGCUGAUGAAGGACCAUGUAAAGCCAUGCUCAAGAGGUUUUUCUACAAUGUUUUCACUCAGCACUGUGAAGAAUUUGUAUAUGGAGGAUGUGAAGGCAAUGAAAACCGAUUUGAAAGUCUGGAAGACUGCCAGAAACAGUGUUUAGCAGAAUACCCAUGGAAGACUACAAAGACAAAAUUUCUACAAGAAAAACCUGAAAUCUGCUUUUUGGAACAAGAUUCUGGAAUUUGUCGAGGAUUACUUCCCAGGUAUUUCUAUAAUAAUCAAUCAAAGCAUUGCGAACCUUUCAAGUAUGGUGGAUGCCUAGGCAAUGCCAACAACUUCGAAUCUUUGGAAGAAUGCCAGAAUAUCUGUGAGGAUGGAUUAGAUGCAGUACAAGUUGACCAUGAUGAAAAAGUAGCUGUUCCAGCAAACAAUAACUCCUUAACAGCCAAGCCAACUGAAGUUCGGAAACUUUUUGAAUUCUACGGCCCUUCUUGGUGUCUGACUCCUGCAGAUAGAGGACUUUGCAGGGCCAAUGAGAAAAGAUAUUAUUUUAAUUCUGCUAUUGGAAAAUGUCAUUCUUUUAACUACAGUGGAUGUGGUGGAAAUGAAAAUAACUUCACUUCUAAGAAAUCAUGUCUCAGGACUUGUAAGAAAGGUUUUAGUAGACGGGCUAAAAGUGGAUUAAUCAAAACCAAGAGAAAAAGAAAGAAACAGCCAAUGAAGAUAAUAUAUGAAGAAAUCAUUGUUGAAAAGAUAUAGCUUCCUUACAAAAUAACAGAGAAACUGAAGGCACCCCACUACAUGAAAUUUUGCUUGCCAAAAUAUAGAAUAGGUGGCAAUUUAGACCAAAUGCCUAAAAAAAAUUAGUUUCUUGAUUAGGUUCUAGAAAUUUGUUUUUGAUAAUAUCUCAAUAAAUAACUUUGUGAAAUGUA
Molecule: messenger RNA, 1396 nt
Organism: Dromiciops gliroides (monito del monte)
Lineage: Eukaryota; Metazoa; Chordata; Mammalia; Microbiotheria; Microbiotheriidae
Gene: TFPI
Product: tissue factor pathway inhibitor
Exons: 8
Coding region: 321-1223 (300 amino acids)
Biological process (GO): negative regulation of peptidase activity
Cellular component (GO): extracellular region
Molecular function (GO): serine-type endopeptidase inhibitor activity
Source: RefSeq, a predicted model, not a curated record